Saccostrea cuccullata (small rock oyster) is the source of this 1392-nucleotide messenger RNA. Its product is annotated as plasmanylethanolamine desaturase 1-like. The coding region runs from base 85 to 999 and encodes 304 amino acids. The transcript has 6 exons. The record is from RefSeq and is a predicted model, not a curated record. Gene Ontology annotation, molecular function: oxidoreductase activity. Lineage: Eukaryota; Metazoa; Mollusca; Bivalvia; Ostreida; Ostreidae.
UUUUGUGAUUUUCCAGCUAUUCCUUUGUCAGCUCUGAUGUCUGAAGAUAAAUGAUUCAAUGAUUUCUCUGUACUGGAGGCUGAAAUGGGAAGACAAAUUACCCAUAUCUCAGGCAUUUACUGCGUGACUAGAAUCAGACCAGGGUCAAAGUUGACCAAGAUGGUUGUGAAAACUGAGGAAGAGGUUAUCCAAAACUCUAUGACAGAGGAUGAUCCGAAUUCAAAUUCGGAGGCAGCUUCAAGUAAACAACCAAGAUGGGGCCCACAGCAUGCAGGUGCCAAAGAGUUGGCCUCUCAUUACUCCAAAGGGAAAAGGGUACAAGAAACUAUAUGUUUAACUGUUAGUAUUGCAUUGAUGGCCUUUAACCUGAGUGCCCUGGUGCUUCACUUCAAAGUAGAAAAUUGGUACAUGGUCCUGAUCUGCUCAUUGUUAGGAAUAGUGGUGGCUGACUUCUUUAGUGGACUGGUUCACUGGGGAGCAGACACCUGGGGCUCCAUAGAAAUCCCGGUCAUUGGCAAGGCCUUUAUCCGUCCUUUUAGGGAGCAUCAUAUAGACCCCACCUCCAUCACGAGACAUGAUUUUAUAGAAACCAACGGUGAUAAUUUUGCCGUCGUAGUCCCCUUUCUGGGUCACAUGGCCUACAAGUUCGUCACGCUGUCUCCAGAGGAAAUUGACAAGACGUACAACUGGGAGUGCUUUGUGUUUUUACUGGCCAUCUUUGUCAGUUUGACCAAUCAGUUUCACAAGUGGUCUCAUACCUAUUUUGGAUUACCCAAGUGGAUAACUUUUCUACAAGACGCGCACAUUAUCCUACCGAAAAAGCACCACCGAAUCCACCAUGUGGCACCCCACGAGACCUAUUUCUGUAUCACCACGGGCUGGCUCAAUUAUCCACUAGAAAAAAUAGGCUUCUGGACAUCUCUAGAAGACUUGAUUGAAAGAUCCACUGGGAAUAAACCAAGGGCGGAUGACUUCAAGUGGGCCCAGAAAUGUCAAUGAUGAUAAUUUAGAUAAGAUAUAUAUUUUUGAAUUUAUAUGCUGUAUUUAUAAGGGGGAGACAAAUAUGUGUUACCAAUCUGGGUUUGAUGUACCUGUGUCACAGAACCAAUCAUUUUUGAGGAGAACAACCAAGAUCCUGGUAAUGUGUAGUUUUUGUAUUCUUUUACAAGCAAAAAGAAAAAAUCAAUUAUAAAAUUGUACUUUUUACAUGUCUUGUAGUUUUUUUCUUUGCAUUUUUAUUCCUUUUCAUUUGUAUGUGUAUCCAAAUAGACCAAGUUUGUUUAAUGAUUUUGAACUUUACUAUUUUAUGAUUUUGAACUUUACUAUUUAAAUUAUUAGACCCUGGAAGAUGUGCAAUAGCAGAAGGGAGAACUGUUUCUGUGUUGCUUUUAG